AGGCACCCAGCGCCGGCGCCCCGCGGUGCGCGACCCGUGCGGGGACCCGCCGCCCUCUCGGCGCCGACACCCAGGCGCGCCCGCGCGCGUGCCCGUCCCCGCCUGGAAACGCCGCUGAAGAUGGCGAGUCCGGCGCCCCUGGAGCACGCCGAGGAAGGAUGCCCGGCUCUGGCUGCCGGGGAGCAGGAGCCGCCGCCGCCGCGGGCUCCCGGGGAGGAGCAGGGGGAGGAAGCGCCGGAGGAAGAGGAGGCGGCUGUGGCUGCGGAGCGGCAGGUGGAGGAGGCCGCCGCGGUGACCUGGCUGCUGGGGGAGCCCGUGCUGUGGCUGGGCUGCCGCGCCCACGAGCUCCUGAGCUGGAAAAGGCCGCUGCACACCUUGCUCGGCUUCGUCGGGGCUAAUCUGCUGUUCUGGUUCCUUGCAUUGACUCCAUGGAGAGUGUAUUACCUGGUUGCCAUGACAAUACUUGGGCGUGUUAUUAUGCAAAUCAUAAAGGAUAUGGUUCUGUCCAGAAAGAGAGGUGCACAGUUGUGGAGGAGCCUCAGUGAAAGCUGGGAAGUUAUCAAUUCCAAACCAGAUGAAAGACCCAGGCUCAGCCACUGUAUUGCAGAAUCAUGGAUGAAUUUCAGCAUAUUUCUUCAAGAAAUGUCUCUUUUCAAACAGCAGAGCCCCGGCAAGUUUUGUCUCCUGGUCUGCAGUGUGUGCACCUUUUUCAUGAUCUUGGGAAGUUACAUUCCUGGGGUUAUACUCAGCUAUCUCCUCCUACUGUGUGCCUUUUUGUGUCCCUUGUUUAAGUGUAAUGAUAUGGGACAAAAGAUGUACAGCAAAAUCAAGUCAGUUCUGCUGAAACUGGAUUUUGGAAUUGGAGAAUAUAUUAACCAGAAGAAACGUGAGAGAUCUGAAGCAGACAAAGAAAAAAGUCACAAAGAUGACAGUGAAUUAGACUUUUCAGCUCUUUGUCCUAAGAUUAGCCUGAGGGCGGCCGCCAAGGAGUUGUCCGUGUCUGACACAGAUGUGUCCGAGGUCUCCUGGACUGACAACGGGACCUUCAACCUUUCAGAAGGGUACACACCGCAGACAGACACUUCCGAUGAUCUUGACCGACCGAGCGAGGAAGUCUUCUCUCGAGGCCUUUCAGAUUUUCCAUCUCUAGAAAAUGGCAUGGGAACAAACGAUGAAGAGGAACUAAGCUUCGGCUUGCCCACGGAGCUCCAGAGAAAGAAGGAACAGUUGGGCAGCGGUCCCAGACCCAGCAGAGAGAGGCAGUCAGCAGCUGGUCUCACUCUUGCUCUGAGCAGUGACCAAACCUUUCAACUGAUGAGCAACCUGGCGGGGGAUGUCAUCACAGCGGCAGUGUCUGCCGCUAUCAAAGACCAGAUGGAGGGCGUGCAGCAAGCCCUUUCUCAGCCUGCGCCCAGCCCAGGGGAGGAUGCAGACACUGAAGAAGGGGAUGACUUUGAACUCCUCGACCAGUCAGAGCUUGAUCAGAUCGAGAGUGAAUUGGGACUUUCACAAGACCAGGAAGAAGCGCAGCAAACUAAGAAGUCUUCAGGCUUCCUUUCGAAUCUACUCGGGGGCCAUUAGUCUGGAAUCGGCUUGUACGACAGAGCACAGAUAAACUACCCAAAAAUUUCAAACAAGGAAAAAAAAAAGGAAAAUAUGUUUUUGAACUGUGAGCUUUACUGAUUACUUUAGAUUAUUUUGUCUUAUUUUCCCUUCUGCAGUGAAUUAAUUGGAUAUGUAUCAGCUGACACUGAUGGAUUGAUAUCUCUGGUAGUUAUUUUUAUGUAAUGAGCAUGGAAAUGAAAAAAUAUAUAUACAUACAUAUAUAUAUAUAUACACACACAUAUAUAUAUAUACAUGUAUAUAUACAGUUGACCCUUGAACAAACGGGUUUGAACUGUACAGGUCCACUUUUUUGUGGAUUAUUUUCAAUAAAUACUAUAAAUGUAUUUUCUCUUAUAAUUUUCUUAGACAUUUUUGUUUUUUUUAGCUUUCUUUUAAGAAUAUAGUAUAUAAUACAUAUACAGUAUGUGUUGAUCAACUGUUUAUGUUAUCAGUAAGGCUUCUGAUCAAUGGUAGGCUAUUAGUAGUUAAGUUUUGGGGGGAGACAAAGAUAUAUGUGGAGUUUUGACUAUGCCCCUGACCCCCGCAUUGUUCAAGGGUCAAUUGUGUGUGUAUAUAUACACACAUGCAAACAUAUACAUACAUCUAUAAACAUAUACAUACAUAUUAUGCUUUCAGAGAUGACUAUUAGGGGGUGUUUUUAAAGCAAAACGAAAGCACCAAAUUAUUGACAUCCUUCCAUAAAACUACUCCUUAUGUUUUCUUCACAAUUACUUUUUCAAGCAUGCAAAAACAGUUUAUUGUAACGCACUGAAAUAUUAAUAAUUAAUCGUGAAUACAUGCUGUAUCAGCUCCUUUGUUCCUAAUACUUAGAAACAGAUAAACCUUUUUGAUAUUUUGUUGUAAAAAGACAAAAAAUAUCAGACAGGGCAUUUUUAGUUGAAGGACUUGGGAAAGAAUAUCAAAAUUAAUUUCCUAGGAAAAAUUCUUAAAAUGUAUUCAACUCCUUGGGAUAAGCUGGUACAUUUCCAUGUUAUUUCGGUAGUUGUAGACUUAGGCUUCCUUCUCCAUGACGUGCUGUAUACACUGCCAGCUGUGGUCCUGCCGUGGGUGAUAGUAACCCAUCAAGAGCAGUUAAUUAUGUAUCACGUAGACAGUGGUUUUGAUGUAAACAGAUUGGGCUAUGUUUUUGUGGUUAAAUUGUUUAGCAUUUGUAAUAGGGUUCUUGUGAGUGCAGAUCUGUUCUGUCUGCUCAGAUGUAGGUUAAGCCCUCGUGUUUGAUAUAGUGUCAUGGAAAAUGUCUCUUAAAAUCCUGAAACUAGUUCCCAGCCUGUUCUGUGAGUGAUGUGGUCAGCAGCAGUAGAGCAGCAAUAACUGCUUUUGUAGUUUGUCUAGGCUCUCCUACAGGAGAAAAAUUAGCUUGGCUUUAAGGUGUAUUUAUUUACUAUUGAAGUCUAAAUAUUUAAUCUAUUUCUCAUUGGGAAGCUAGAAUAUAUUUUUCCAUUCUUUUUAGAUCACCUUUAAAUAACCAGAUUUGACUUCGGUUUUUUAACAAAGGACUAAAGAGCAGAAAUCGAGCUAAUUUUGUUUUUGUGAUCCAACUUUUACUGAUGUCGAGGGACCAUGCCAGCAAUAGCAACCAACAAUCUCUUCAAUCUUCAGGUUCAGCUGGCAUUUCUACAGAUGCCUACAGACAUCUGAGACCCUCAGAAAGGAAGGAUAAUCCAAGAAUCUAGGAAAUCUGUGGUCCCCUCUGUUUGUUUUAUCCCUUUCCUUAUAUUUCUAAAGACUACUUGUAGGUAAUCUGACAUUUUAUUGUAGCGUAUCUUAUUUAUUUUUUCUUUCUGAGGUAUUAAAAUAUCUAGACUGAAUUUUGCCAAAUGUUAAAGGGGGAGAGGUUACUGAAGACUUUGAACACCUGCUUUUCGUGAUUGACUGUGCUAUGUCAUUGGUGCCUCAUGACUGUGUUUGAUGUCCUUUACUGACACAAAGUGAGCCUGUGCCUUCAUUAUCUUGCCCAUUUUGGAACAAAUGAAAACUUGGUGUUAGAUCUAUGAACUGUGUGCUUUUGGGAAGAACAUACCUGAAUUCUAUCCAAUAAGUUUCUGGACAUGAAGAAAAAUACAGUCACAUAUUUAUAAAAUAGUUGUGACCAGG
Artibeus jamaicensis (Jamaican fruit-eating bat) is the source of this 3720-nucleotide messenger RNA. RefSeq names its product reticulophagy regulator 1 (gene RETREG1). The record is from RefSeq and is a predicted model, not a curated record. The transcript has 9 exons. Gene Ontology annotation, cellular component: endoplasmic reticulum membrane. Lineage: Eukaryota; Metazoa; Chordata; Mammalia; Chiroptera; Phyllostomidae. The coding region runs from base 121 to 1581 and encodes 486 amino acids. Gene Ontology annotation, biological process: negative regulation of neuron apoptotic process; reticulophagy.